CCACAAUCAUUUUCUUCUGGCUUUUAUAGCUAUUAAUAGUUUAAUUUCCCCGAUAUCUGCUUGUAAGAACCUGGUAAUCAUGGCAACCAUCUCCAUGACAACAUCACUACGAACGCAGUCUUCGAAUAUUCUCCUUCUUGGCCUAGCGACGUCCGACUUCUUUGUUGGUGUUUUCACACAACCGUCAUAUUGUGUGUACUUGUUCGCUGAAUACAAACGCGAUGUUUCGUUUUUCCUCAAAGUGCGAAAUGUUUAUGUUCCGAGUAACUCGAUUUUGGGGGUGGUAACACUUUUUACAUUGACUGCCAUCACAGGAGAUAGGUUCCUUGCUAUUCGUCUUCAUCUAAGAUAUCAAGAGUUUGUCACACCUAGACGUUGUGGUAUACUCUUGCUCUCAAUCUGGGUUUGCUCCAUCCUUGCUUCUACUAGUCGAGUAUUUCUCGAAAGUCUAGGAAUGCAGUUCAUUGGUUAUACUYUCGCUUUUGGUUUUAUUCCUUUGGUCCUUGUUUUGAAUGGCUUUUUCUUUGUCAAUAUUUUUCGGGCAAUACGAAGGCACUCGGCACAAAUACAAGCUCAACAGCCCUCAAUAAACCAGCCAUCUUUAAACAUGCCUAGGUUUAAGAAGUCCGUAAAUACCAUAAAUUACGUGAUAGGAGCUUUUGUGUUGAGCUAUAUUCCAUUAAUUGCGUUUUUAGCCGCUUUUGUUUUAAUCCAAAAGUGGUCGCAGGGAUUGAGGAGUGGGUUGGUUCUGGCUGAGACUGUCGUCAUGCUGAAUGGGAUCAUUAAUCCGAUCAUCUACUGUUGGCGAAUUACAGAACUAAGAAACGCAGUCAAAAGACAACUUUCUAAGCUGAGAUGCUGUUGGGAAUCGAGUGUCGAUGGAUCGAAUGAAAGAGAAUGA
This is a messenger RNA of Actinia tenebrosa (Australian red waratah sea anemone), 901 nucleotides long. Its product is annotated as adrenocorticotropic hormone receptor-like. Lineage: Eukaryota; Metazoa; Cnidaria; Anthozoa; Actiniaria; Actiniidae. The record is from RefSeq and is a predicted model, not a curated record. Gene Ontology annotation, molecular function: G protein-coupled receptor activity. Gene Ontology annotation, biological process: G protein-coupled receptor signaling pathway. Gene Ontology annotation, cellular component: membrane.